This is a messenger RNA of Dictyostelium discoideum AX4, 639 nucleotides long. Its product is annotated as Rab GTPase. NCBI's taxonomy places the organism in Eukaryota, Evosea, Eumycetozoa, Dictyosteliales, Dictyosteliaceae. Bases 1 to 639 code for a protein of 212 amino acids. The record is from RefSeq and is a predicted model, not a curated record. Gene Ontology annotation, molecular function: GTP binding; GTPase activity. The transcript is spliced from 4 exons.
AUGAGUUAUCAACAAUCAAAAGACCAACAACAACCCCAACAACAACAAAAAUAUUUAAUACCAGUAAAAUGUGUACUUAUUGGUCCAACUUUUUCAGGUAAAACAAGUUUAGUAGUUAGACUUGUGCGUGAAACUUUUAGUAAAGAAUCACAACCAACUGUAGGAGCAAUGUUUUUAAAUAAAACUUUUCAAUUCUCAACUCAUUUUAUUAAAUUAGAGGUGUGGGAUACUGCAGGACAAGAGAAAUUUAAUUCAUUGGCUCCAAUGUAUUUUAAAAAAAGUAAAGUAGCAAUUAUUGUAUUCGAUUUAUCAGAUAGACAAUCAUUUGUUAAGGCUAAAAUGUGGAAUAAUGAAUUUAAAACACAUGCAACAGAACCAGCAAUAAUGAUAUUAAUAGGAAAUAAAUGCGAUUUAAAUAAAACAGUUUUACAAUCUGAUAUUGAUGAUUUUAUUAGAGAAGAAAAAGAAAAUUCAAUUGAUUUCACUUAUUUUGAAGCUUCUGCUAAAGAAAAUACAAAUGUAAAUAAUAUAUUUGAAACAAUUGCGGGUAAGAUACCAUGGAAAGAGGAAAUUAGAGAAAGAACAGAAGCACUUCAAGUUUCACCAGUAAUAAAUAAAAAAAAGAAAUGUUGUAAAUAA